GUUACGUUGUGUCUAUUGUAUCCCUGGGCUUGUGUAUUUGUACAUUUCUCGGGACGUGAAAUUGAGAGUGAAAAGCAUGGCAGAUGAACAAGAAAUCAUGUGCAAAUUGGAAAGCAUUAAAGAGAUCAGGAACAAGACCCUUCAGAUGGAGAAGAUUAAAGCACGUUUGAAGGCUGAGUUUGAGGCCCUUGAAUCAGAAGAGAGGCACCUGAAGGAAUACAAGCAGGAGAUGGACUUGUUGCUACAGGAGAAGAUGGCCCACGUGGAGGAACUCCGACUAAUCCAUGCUGAUAUCAAUGUGAUGGAAAACACCAUCAAACAGUCUGAGAAUGACCUAAACAAGCUGCUAGAGUCUACGCGGCGGCUACAUGAUGAGUAUAAGCCAUUGAAGGAACAUGUGGAUGCCCUGCGCAUGACUCUAGGCCUGCAGAGGCUCCCUGACCUAUGUGAAGAGGAAGAGAAGCUAUCCUUGGAUUACUUUGAGAAGCAGAAAGCAGAGUGGCAGACAGAGCCUCAGGAGCCUCCCAUCCCCGAGUCCCUGGCCGCUGCAGCUGCCGCUGCCCAACAACUCCAAGUGGCUAGAAAGCAGGACACUCGUCAGACAGCCACCUUCAGGCAACAGCCCCCACCUAUGAAAGCCUGCUUGUCAUGUCAUCAGCAAAUUCAUCGGAAUGCUCCUAUAUGUCCUCUGUGCAAAGCCAAGAGUCGGUCCCGGAACCCCAAAAAGCCAAAACGGAAGCAGGAUGAAUGAAGAGAUGGAGAACACAUAGAGCUCUGCUGCUCAUAACCCUUCCCCUUGGUCAGAAUGAUUAAUGUCCUGAUUUGAAACCACCCUGCCCUACCUCUACCAAGUUCCUAUUUAAUGUGAUGGAAGCACAACCCCUCUCACUUUGCUCUUAUUUCUUCUUUCUUCUCUUGGAGUUUCUGAUUUAAGAAAAGAUGUGGUUCAGGUGCUAAUGACAGUGUGUCUUAUGAUACCUUCUCUCCCACCCACAUUUCAACCCCUGCCCUUGUUUGAAGUUGAGGGAAGGGCAGGAGGCCCAGAUGUCAUUCUCUGCCGCUUGUGUCUGAGGCCUGGGGCCUAUGGGCUGAGGGUUGGAAGAGGUCCUUGCUUCAGGUUAAGGCUCCUUGUACUUUUGCCUUAGGCUCUGAAGGAACAACAGUCUUCUUGCAGGACUUUCCAAUAACCUUGGUGUAUAUUUCUCCCCCACUGCCACCCUCAUCUCAUCUCAUCUCAUCUCAUCUCAUCUCAUCUCAUCUCAUCUCAUCUCAUCUCAUCAAGGUCCAGAAGUAACUUGGACAAGGCCUCCUUUUCAUAUUCAUUUGGAAGGUCUGGCUGUUAUUAUGGAGUUCAAUCCCACCCUAGUCUCCUAGAUAUACUAAAGUUCUCAGAUACUAGGCUGUGUCUAGAUAUCCUGAGACUCAUGGGUCUUUCUCCCAUAACCCUAGCUUUUCAAAUCAGUGGCAGAAGUUCCCCACUGUUAAAUUAGGGAGCCAUACCCACUCCAUAAGUCUUUUGUAACCUGCUGCCUAAAUAAAUCAUUUGGGCUCUAAUGUAGGAGCUGCCUUAGGUUGAGAGGGGCCCUAUGCCGACAUCUGUGUUGCCAAAUAGUCAACCAUUUUGAACAAAACCAUUUAUUAAACACCAUUAUUCUGGUGCUUACAUAGUGAUAUAUCUGAGAAUCAAGUGAGUGCUAAUCAUUUUACACAGGUAGGAGGGUGGGAGGUAGGACUUCCCUUCCCUUUGUCCUUCUCUCUCUUAGUUCUGCCCUCUUCUGUAAGGAAGCCUCAGUUCAGGUCAGCUGUUGGCCACCCCCUUUCCUAUAGAUUCUCCAGAUGGUCUUCCCUUAUAAAAGAAAAGGCACUAGGCUCCCCAGGCCCUGUAGCUCUCUUCUCUGCCAAAAUCAAAUGUCUAGUCAAGUUACUCUUCUACUUAAAGGACAGAGAUAGGAGUUGGCUGAGUGAAAAAGGUUUAACUCCAAGUCUUAGUCCCUGGCUUGGGAAAGGGGAAUAUUUUCCCUUCCUUCCUUAACUUUAGUUUUAAGUUGCUGGUGUUAGUGUGUUCAUAAUAUAAAAAGUUCUUCUGCUCUUUGAAAGUAAGAGUGUUAUGUCUGUACAAAUUCUUUUAAAUAAACAUUUGUUCAUUGGAGUGAA
Molecule: messenger RNA, 2154 nt
Organism: Suricata suricatta (meerkat)
Lineage: Eukaryota; Metazoa; Chordata; Mammalia; Carnivora; Herpestidae
Gene: ZC4H2
Product: zinc finger C4H2-type containing
Exons: 5
Coding region: 77-751 (224 amino acids)
Biological process (GO): positive regulation of neuron differentiation
Cellular component (GO): nucleus
Source: RefSeq, a predicted model, not a curated record